GGAUUCCUGUCCAUUGAGAGCCUAUAUCAACACAGGGAUCCUCGUGGGGUGUCCAUUUCUUGUUUGGUGCUAUACGUCACCAGCUACAAAACCUAGGUUCUACGCUGAAUAAAGAUACAAGUUGGUAUUAAAGUCCUUCAGAAAAGGUGACUCCCUAUUCAUCUAAAGAGAUUCACACCAACUGUUUAUCAACCCGGAUUUCAGAGAAGUAAAUCAGAGUACAACCGCAAUCAUCCAACAGCGCCUAGCAAUUAUUUGAGACUAUCAGAUAACUUUUGACGGAUGAUGAGCUACUUGGGUACCCGUUAGAACUCACUCUCAGGAUUCAACUUCUGUGGCGUGCCAUUCCGUCUUUCUAUUCCAGCAUACCUAGGUACGAAUCCACCGUAUACACCCGAAUUAGACGGAACCGUCGUACACAAGCGCGAUAUCGAGACACGAUGCGUCGACGACUACGGCAAUGCGACUAUCGACCCAUUCUUAUGAGUAAGAAGACGUCAUUUAUAUCAGCUCUUGCCGUAACAUCGCAAAUUCUACAGGCCAAUGCCAUCGUGUACCCUAGUAACCAUGAGCUAUACGCUUUUGACUACCUAGGUACCAACAAACAAUAUCAGGGGACGGGUCGUCCUCUAACAAAACGCGAAAAUGCAAUCCCGCUCAUUAUCACAAAUAACUGCGGCGAUACACUCUGGCCUGGAAUCGGGACUCAACAUGGAGAUCCUCCUGAUUCGCAUGGAUUUGAACUCGGGCCCGGCGAGACCAAAUCCCAAACCGUCGGUCCAACUUGGCAGGGCAGAAUCUGGGGUCGCACAAAUUGCACUACCGACGGAGACACGGCGACGUGCUUGACUGGAGACUGCUUCGGAAAAUUGGAUUGCGAGUAUGGUGGUGCUGUGCCUGUUACUCUGGCUGAGUUUAAUCUUGCUGGCGGCACAACGGGCAGGCAGACAUUCUACGACAUUUCGCUCGUUGAUGGCUACAACCUACCUAUAGGGGUAGUCUAUCACCCAGCGGACAACACAACCUAUAUUCCACCGAACCUAGUCAAUCCCUCAUGUAUCGGAACUACCGGGUAUCUCGCUGCCUUCAGUAAGACUGGGCUGACUUACACCAACUCAACUUACCCCAUGCCGUAUGAGGAUAUUCAGUCCAACGGCGAUCUAACCAACUGGUGUCCCUGGGAUCUCCAGGCCUUCCCGCCGGAGAAGCCCGGAGACGGAGUAUACCCGUAUCCGGACGACACAAUACAGCGACCAGUAUUUGAUCCGUGCAAGAGCGCGUGCGCGGCGAACAAUGCACCGGAAGAUUGCUGCACGGGCCAGUACGACGACCCAUGGGUCUGCGAGCCGAGCCAGUACUCGUAUAACGCUAAGGCUAUGUGCCCCGACGCGUACAGCUACGCGUUUGACGACCAGACCUCCACGUUUAUCAUACCCAGCGGAGGUGGAUGGGAAGUCGUGUUUUGCCCCGACGGUCGCAGUACUAAUAUCCUCGCUACGUUUACCGAUCAGCUGCAUCAGAUUGCGAGUGGUGGGGUUACUCGGGAUGUGCUGAGGGUUGCUAUGAACAAGACUUAUAUUGAGUCGGUGCCCAGUGGAAGUCCGCGAGUUACUCCGGCGGGGUUGGGGAUGGUGGUGGCGUUGGCAUCGGUGGUUGGUGUUGCGCUAUUUUGAGUGUGAUGGAAAGUACUGAAAGCACUGUGUACGAAUGUAUAUGAAAGACGAUGAAGGGGGCACCUAUGACCUGGCGUUUUGUGGAAUGGUAAAGAUGGUUUUCACUCGCGUAUACCCAACAAGAAGGACGGAUGGAAAGAUAGGAAUAGAGAAUAGGGAAAAUUGUUAUUAGAAUGGCUAUGCUGUUUAUCCGUUGAUAGACUUCGGCCACUUACACAGGAUCUAGAUACCUUUAACAUACAUAUACUCGUUUAUGCCUACGUUCC
Hypoxylon trugodes is the source of this 1939-nucleotide messenger RNA. RefSeq names its product thaumatin family protein. NCBI's taxonomy places the organism in Eukaryota, Fungi, Ascomycota, Sordariomycetes, Xylariales, Hypoxylaceae. The coding region runs from base 441 to 1673 and encodes 410 amino acids. The record is from RefSeq and is a predicted model, not a curated record. Gene Ontology annotation, cellular component: extracellular region. The transcript is spliced from 2 exons. Gene Ontology annotation, biological process: defense response.